AUGUCGCUGGAAUCCGACGGCGCCGCCACCGCGAAGAGGCCGCGGCUGCCGGCAGAAGAUCCAUCCAUCCAUUUCGGCGCGGCGGUGGAGGCAGCCGACCGCAUCUCGGCGCUACCGGAGGCGAUGCAGCUGCACAUCCUGUCCUUGCUCCCGCUGCCGUCGGCAAUCCGCACGGGGGCGCUCUCCCGCGCCUGGCGCGACCUCUGGAAGCGCCGCUGGCAGGACGACGGCAACGCCGGCGCCUUCCUCCACCACCACAUCCGCCCCUGCUCCUCCCCGUCGUCAAAGAAACUGCUCGAGUGCCUCGAGCUGCGCCAAUCGCAGGGGCGGCGCGGCCGCCUCGACCGCUACUCGCUCGUCGCCGACAACCCCGCCAUGGGCGCCCGCCAGUUCGGCCGCUACCUCGACGCCGCCGCCCGCUUCGGCGUCGAGGACCUCCGCGUCGAGCUGCCGGAGAAGCCGCCCUCCCCGGCCACCCCAACAAAGGCCACCACCCUCCGCUUCCCCUUUCCGGCGGCGGCCGGCCCGGACCUCGCGCGCCUCUCGCUCCGCGGCAUUGGGGUCUCCGGCCUCCACAGCAGGGCCGCGCGACCGUGCUCCGCCCUCGAGGUCGUCCGCCUCCACUCGGUCCCCGUGGACGACAGGGGUUUGGCGAGGAUGCUGGCCCUGUGCCCUCGCCUCCGCGUCCUCGGCCUGCACUCCUGCUCGGCCCUCCGUCGAAUCGCCGUGACGGCAGCGACGGGGCGCAAACUGAGGAGCGUCACCAUCGCAGGGUGCGGCUGGCUCAUCGAGGUGGACGUCGCGGCGGUUUCUAGCCUCCGGUCGUUUCGCUACACCGGCGGUUUCCUCUCGUCAUUCUAUCUCCCGGACAGCGCCUCAUUUGCCGACCUCUACAUCUGCUUCGACGCCCAGAGAAGCUGCAAUGUCCGCAUCUGCCAAAAGGUGUUCAGCCACUGGUUCGAAAGCCGUGUAUGCUGGAAACUCACUGCCCUCACCAUCUGCAGCAAUGUCCUCUUUGUUGUGUCUUCCUUGCCCAAUGGAAUCUCACAUGCCGAAUCGGCCAAGAUUGGCGGCGACUUCUUUCGAAGCAUGACUGAACUACAACUGCUUAUGUUAGAUAUGAAGGCCCCUGAGCUUGCGAACAUCUAUGUGUUCCUAAAGAACAGCCACUGUUGUAAUCUGGAGAGGCUUUUCGUGCAGCUCCCUAGCAUCCCCAGUGGGCCCUUGGUGGAUGCAUCUGACCAUGUGCGGGUAGAGCCGCCCGAGGAUGUUUUGGAAAACCUUAAGGUGGUAAAGAUUACAAACUUCAACUGGAACCGCAUUGAGCUGCAGCUAGUGUGCUUUUUGUUGAGGAAAGCUAGCUCUCUCCAUAAACUUCUACUAGUUACUCCCAGUUUGGUUCCAUUGGAUGUGACUGGUAUUCAGAAGGCAGAUCUCUUACUUGUUGGAGAAGCUGUGGCAAAUGGAAAAAUAAUUCUCAGCAAGUUGGACGAUGCUGCAACCCAGCCAUUUCAUUCAGAUGUCUUUGCCGAAGUUUAG
Molecule: messenger RNA, 1539 nt
Organism: Triticum turgidum subsp. durum (durum wheat)
Lineage: Eukaryota; Viridiplantae; Streptophyta; Magnoliopsida; Poales; Poaceae
Source: the annotation of a GenBank genome assembly